Messenger RNA from Camellia sinensis, 1989 nucleotides. Its product is annotated as phosphatidylinositol:ceramide inositolphosphotransferase 1. The record is from RefSeq and is a predicted model, not a curated record. Gene Ontology annotation, biological process: ceramide biosynthetic process. Lineage: Eukaryota; Viridiplantae; Streptophyta; Magnoliopsida; Ericales; Theaceae. Gene Ontology annotation, molecular function: sphingomyelin synthase activity; inositol phosphoceramide synthase activity; ceramide cholinephosphotransferase activity. Gene Ontology annotation, cellular component: trans-Golgi network; endoplasmic reticulum membrane; plasma membrane.
UUGUCAACUCUGUCUCAUCUUUCUCUCUUUCCUCCACUAUUCGCAAGGGGGGACUCGCGUAGCGCCGAUCCUUCUUUAAAAGCCCUCCCUUUUUUUCUUCCUUCUCUCUCAACUGUCUCUCCGUGUUCGACUCGCGUUUCAGCAGACAAACGAGACAAAUCAACACAACAAGAGGGAGGAAGAAAUAGACUUUCAGAUAGAGAGAGAGAGAGAAAAGGAAAAUCAGAGUUCUCGAGCGAGAUAGACAAGACAAGUGUAGAUUCAUUGUGUUUGAGGUCUUCGAUUGGUUGUUGUUCUUGUGAAUUUCUCGAUCUCAUUGCGAUCUUCUCUUGAUCGCACUUUGAUUACUCGUGGCAAAUCUCUGCUUCGUCGUUCUAUUUUCGAUUCUGUGGUUACAGAGAGGCCUUUCUGGUCUUUGAUUACGGAGAUUUUAAGUAAAUUGAUUUGGUUUUGGGGACGGAAAGUUGUGAAAUUUGACAAGUUUUGGUAAAUUAGAGAGAUUUGUGAUGAAUUAUGUUGACCUUAACAGUUGGUUUAUGAUGUAAUAUGGAACUAAUUGUCACGCGCAAAGGAGAUGUCGCUUUACAUUGGUCGCGAAGCUUCAAAGAAGCUAUGGAAGAGAUUUUGGGCAGAAAUUACAACAGAACUCAAGCUUCUUUUCGAGAAUUGGAAGUAUCUUGUCGCCGGGAUCAUCUGUCAGUACAUCCAUGGGCUUGCUGCUCGAGGAGUUCAUUAUUUUCAUCAGCCCGGACCCAUUCUUCAGGAUGUUGGAUUCUUUCUUCUUCCGGAACUUGGGCAAGACAAAGCUUACAUUAGUGAGACUGUAUUCACCUUCAUCUUUGUAUCAUUCUUCUUGUGGACUUUUCAUCCUUUCAUUUUGAAGAGCAAAAAAAUCUACACAGUUCUAAUUUGGUGCAGGGUUCUGGCAUUUUUAGUUGCUUGUCAAAUUCUUCGGGUCAUAACAUUUUAUUCUACUCAACUUCCUGGCCCAAACUAUCAUUGCCGUGAGGGUUCAAAGCUUGCCACGCUGCCUCCUCCAGGGAGUCUACAUGAAGUGCUACUAAUUAAUUUUCGGGGCGUAUUAUAUGGUUGUGGUGAUUUGAUAUUUUCGUCGCAUAUGAUCUUCUCGCUAGUCUUUGUGCGCACUUAUCAGAAAUAUGGCACACGGAGGUUCAUAAAGCAGUGUGCUUGGUUUACUGUUGUGAUCCAGAGCUUGUUGAUUGUAGCAGCCCGCAAACAUUACACGGUUGAUGUUGUUGUGGCAUGGUACACUGUUAAUUUGGUGGUGUACUUCAUUGACCACAAGUUGCCAGAAUUACCUGACCGCAGUGCGUCAUUUUUGCUACCGCUGAGCAAGGAUGGACGGACAAAAGAAGAGAAUCACAAGCUCUUAAAUGGAAACUCUGGGGAUCCUAUAGAUCGGAGGCUGAGAACUCCAGUAAAUGGUAAAUUUCUCGAAGAAGGCAACACAGUCCAUGUCGAUACAGUGAUGAAUGGGGUGUAGCUUGUUGAUGCUGGUGCUAGGAACGCUUUACCUUCAAUAUCAUCAGAACUCCAGACUUAUAGUUGCCAGUGCCUUUUCACGAAGCCUGGUAAAUCUGAUUUGUAUAUGUUAGUGGAAAUCAAAUUUGGGAUUUUUUUUUUCAAAUUUUUUUUAACCUUCCGGGGUCCUGCUUCUAUGGUUGAUGCUAUUCAUCGUCACUAGUGUCAGCAUGUACCAUGGAAUUUUCGGUGUUUCUAUUGCUUUAAAAGUCAAUUUUCCACCAUACUAAGUAGUGUAUUGUCAUUUUGCUCCGUGAAAUAGUUGUGAAAAAUAGUAGUACAAAAUCCAGAACAAAAUUGUGAAAAAUAAACAAAAUGAAACAGUUUAAUCCUUUUAAGUCCAUGUUUGGGAAUUGAUGGAGAAAAUUUUAAAUUGUAAGGAAAGCAUGAAGAUAUGGAAAGAACAGUGAGAAAGAACAUCAAAAUUGUAGAAAGAGAAUUUCCAAG